AUGGCGGUCCCCGGAAGUGGCGCAACGCCGCUGGCGCCGCGGCUGCAGCCGGUCCUCGAGGCGGCCCUGGGCAAAGGCAAAGGCAAAGGCGCUUGCGUGGCCGAUGUGGGCUGCUACGUGGGCCACCUGGCCAUUGCCAUGGUGCAACAGGAUCCAAGCGUGCGAGUGGUUGCCACGGACCGCGCGGAGCCGCCUUUGACGCUGGCGGCCCAGCGGGCGAGGGAGGUGCUGACGGUCGCGCAGCUGGCACGCCUGGACUUCCGGCAGGGCCACGGCUUCGAUGCCCUUGCGGAUGGGCCAAAUCCCGCGGUGGCGUGUCUCGCAGGUCUGCCGGCAGGACUGGUGCUGCAGCUCCUGCCCUCGGCGCCCAACUCUUUGCGCCGCCUCGUGCUGCAGCCCAGCUGCCCGCAGCCUCCGCAGGCGAUGAUGGAUUUGCGCAGCUGGCUGAACGACCACGGCUGGCUUUUGGUGGAGGAACGCCUGACCUCCGAGAGAGGCGGUGCGUGUCUAACCCUGGUGGCAGAUGCAGAGCCCGAGGCCCCGAUGCCUUCGCCGAGACGUCUCGGAUGUCUGGGCGAGAAGCUGCCGCCGCUUCUACGGCCGCGGGUGCUGGCCAAGUGCCACCAGAAGGAGGAUGCGGAGGUCUUGGCCUACCUGCAGCUGCUGGAGGAGUACUUGGAGAGAGUGGAGGAUGCACAGUGGAAGCAAGUAUUGCAGGAUGAGCUCGCGCUGAUGCAGACACCCCCGCCCUGA
Molecule: messenger RNA, 753 nt
Organism: Effrenium voratum
Lineage: Eukaryota; Dinophyceae; Suessiales; Symbiodiniaceae
Source: the annotation of a GenBank genome assembly